AUGUACAACGGCAUCGGGCUGCAGACCCCGCGGGGGUCCGGCACGGCCGGCCACGUCCAGGCAAGCAAGUUCGUCGCGAAGCCCCGGCCCUCCCCCUCUUCCUCCCCUUCCGCGGCCGGCGGGAUGCGGAAGCCGAACAAGGACAUCAUCGAGCACGAUCGGAAGAGACAGGUGGAGCUGCGGUUGUUCGUGCUGAGGGACGCGCUCGAGGAUCUGGGGUACACGGAGGCCGAGAUCGAGGCACGCGUUGACGAGGCGCGCAAGGCUGCCGAGGCCGAGGCGGCAGCGGAGGAGGUGGACGAAGGCGGACCACCUCUCCAGCGCAAAGGGUAUGGGCAUAUUGAGUAG
Messenger RNA from Miscanthus lutarioriparius, 348 nucleotides. NCBI's taxonomy places the organism in Eukaryota, Viridiplantae, Streptophyta, Magnoliopsida, Poales, Poaceae. The record is from the annotation of a GenBank genome assembly.